AUGAGUUCUGGAGUCGCCGUUGCUAUUCCUAGAGGGGACUUUCUUAGCGAAAGAGAUUACAACCAUGUCAGUGACAAUGAGUAUAAAAAAUACCGUGAACUUGCCAAACAAGCCCAAAGACGUCGUGCUGAACUCUCUGCCGAGUCUCAAAAUGCCUAUAAGCAAGGUGAUAAAGAAUUAGCCCAUGAGCUUUCUCUCAAGGCCAAGGCAGAACUUGCCAAAGCUGACCAAUAUAACGAUAAAGCGGCAGAAUACGUGUUUGUUGCCAAUAAUGAUGAUAGUUCUCAAGUUGAAAUCGAUCUCCACGGUCUCUUUGUCAAAGAAGCUGAAGAAAUUCUUAAAAAACGUAUCAAUGCUGACCUUUCUAGAGGUGCUUCUGAAUUGCAUGUUAUCGUUGGUAAGGGACUUCACUCAAAAGACGGUGUGGCUAAAAUCAAACCAUCCGUCCAGAAAUUGUGUGAUGAAGCAGGAUUGAACUGCCAUGUUGAUCCAAAGAAUACAGGGGUGAUGAUCAUCAAAUACUCCCAUUCAAAUGCCAUUCCUCACUGGCCUUCAGCAUCCCAACCUCAAACCCAACAACCAGGGUAUCAACAACAACCUCAUUAUGGUGGCCAACAACAACAACAACAACAACAACAACAACAACAAGGUACCGGGAACACUCUUAUCGAUUCUUUGUUACAACUUGUUUGUUUUUGUAUCAAGAACUACAGCAAAUAA
Molecule: messenger RNA, 720 nt
Organism: Saccharomycopsis crataegensis
Lineage: Eukaryota; Fungi; Ascomycota; Saccharomycetes; Ascoideales; Saccharomycopsidaceae
Product: Smr domain-containing protein
Exons: 2
Coding region: 1-720 (239 amino acids)
Source: RefSeq, a predicted model, not a curated record